Otolemur garnettii (small-eared galago) is the source of this 1456-nucleotide messenger RNA. It is a transcript of the gene TTC1, whose product is annotated as tetratricopeptide repeat domain 1. NCBI's taxonomy places the organism in Eukaryota, Metazoa, Chordata, Mammalia, Primates, Galagidae. Bases 82 to 963 code for a protein of 293 amino acids. The transcript has 8 exons. The record is from RefSeq and is a predicted model, not a curated record. Gene Ontology annotation, molecular function: protein binding.
GAGAAUCUGGGAGGUUGUGAGUAUCCCGAUGUGUGUCGCGAAUUGCUGAGGUUCAGCAUCACCUCCCUCAUUGGAUUCAGCAUGGGGGAGAAAUCAGGAAACUGUAGGGUUCCAGAGGAUCUGUUCAAUGGCUUGAAGGUUACAGAGCCCCAGGAAACAGAGUGUACUGGCCAUCUAGUUUCUGAUCCCAAAGAUCAGCAUUCCCAGAACAAGCUGCUCAGGGAUGAUGAGGCCUGUUCCCAGGAGGACCAGGGAGAAGAGGAGUGUUUUCAUGACUGCAGCGCCUCUUUUGAUGAGGAGGAGCCAGGAGUGGACAAGAUUGAGAAGAAACCUGAUGAUGAUGUGAAUUCCUCUGAACUAGAUGAAGAAUACCUAAUAGAACUAGAAAAAAACAUGCCAGAAGAAGAGAAACAGAAAAGAAGAGAAGAGAGUACUAAACUAAAAGAGGAGGGAAACGAGCAGUUUAAGAAAGGAGAUUAUAUAGAAGCUGAAAGUUCUUAUAGUCGAGCCCUUGAGACGUGCCCAUCCUGUUUCCAAAAAGACAGAUCUAUUCUGUUUUCAAAUAGAGCUGCCGCGAGGAUGAAACAGGAUAAGAAAGAGAUGGCCAUUAAGGACUGCAGCAAAGCAAUUCAGUUAAACCCUAACUAUAUCAGGGCAAUAUUGAGGAGAGCAGAGUUGUAUGAGAAAACGGACAAACUAGAUGAAGCCCUAGAAGAUUAUAAAUCUAUAUUAGAAAAGGAUCCAUCAAUACAUCAAGCAAGAGAAGCUUGUAUGAGAUUACCUAAGCAAAUCGAAGAACGAAAUGAAAGACUGAAAGAAGAAAUGUUAGGUAAACUAAAAGAUCUUGGGAACUUGGUUCUCCGACCGUUUGGGCUCUCCACAGAAAAUUUCCAGAUCAAACAGGAUUCCUCCACUGGCUCCUACUCCAUUAAUUUUGUUCAAAAUCCAAAUAAUAACAGAUAACAAAGAUAACAAUAGCUUUAAAGGGUGACUUGGAAAUUGCGUGCUGGUUGCUGUUAGUAAGGGGAAAGGCCCUGCCAUUGUUUAACUUUUAAAAGCAUCUUAUCUAAAAGAGAGGCUAUCCUGUAGAGCCCAGUGCUCCCUUCCCCUCCUGUUUUACAGUCAGGGUGCAAUGUACUUCCUGGUGUAAUGAGCCCAGUUUGAUUUCCAUUUUAAGUUGGUGUCUGUAGGUUUCGUUGGUUCUGGCUGUCUCUUGUGCAGGAAGCAGCCCACUUGAGGCUUCCUGUGCCACACACACAACACCCCCCAGAAGCCUCUCCUGAGCUGAGCAAAUCUGCUGGUUGGGAGACUGUGCAGACAUGAUUGACGAUGACACAGUGUUCCUGCCUGCUGUCCCCCUCCCUGUUCACCCACACUAACAAGCUGAUGUGCGUGGCCUCCAUUUCCUGAUUCCCAAGCUCCUCUGUGGUAAUAAAAGCUUUCUGUGAUGGUCUGA